CUGAUUGAGGUUUUCCUCUCUCCUGACUUCCCCCGCCAUCAUCUUUCACUUCCCCGUUCGUGGCUCCCUGACGGUGCCUUCAGUGCUCAUAGGGGAUUGAAGUCAUCCCGUUCAACAUUCACUCUGCUAGUUCAUACAUAUACAUACGCUACUGUCUUGUCUGUGUCCUGCCUUAUUGAAGUAGCCGACAACGGACAUCUGCUCUCCGAAAAACAUAUCUCCCUCAGAGCUUUCACUCAAAAUACACAACUCUGAAUUCAAAUCAACCCUCAGUCGCAUACGCCUACCUCGAUCUAGUUGUCGCCUUCACGAUAUGCAAGCACCAUGGCGACCAACCCACAAGCAUUUUACUGCCUGUGGCAGAACCCCGAGAUCCGCGAGAGGCUCUUCGAGCUCCUGUCCAAACGGGACAUUUGCGCGGUUAGACUGGCCAGCGCGGCAUGCUGCAAUUUGGUCACCAAGAGACUUUUCCUACGAACCCACUUGACCUUCACGGCAAACAGCCUCACAAAAGCCAGCAGACUAGAGGCUCUGUCGAGGGUCGGCCACCAUAUCGAGCACCUCACCUUCUACUUCCCCCAUUCCAACGCCACCUUUCUUCCUCCGUUGAUUCAUCCGGAGUCCGGGGAGGAGAUUGAGUUCCUCUAUCACCCCCACACAUCAACGGAAUCUGUGAGACCCCAGUAUGGCAACUCGGAACUGGGCGAGAUCCUGACCCAGCAAUACCCACCCCUUUUCCACGCCGCCAUCCAUGUGUCCUCCUUCAUCAACGCGAUGAAGCAGAUGACCAACAUGCGGCACCUCACCAUCAAGACGCCCGGACAAGACCCCAAGGAGCGAUACCGUCGGGACAUUGUUGACUACGCACUGAUCAGCUUGCGCAUCUCAGUCGAGCGUGCACCGCUCACCAAGCUGUCAAAGCUCUCGCUGUCGGGAGUUCAUCCAUCUGCGUUCACCUACCUCCGCCACAUGCCGGGCUUCGGUGUGUCGCCAUCCGCGGCGCUGCGAUGGCGCCAAAUCCGGAAGCUCUACAUCUCGGUCGACUCCUGGGACUUUUCUGGUCCAUCACCUGGCCUGGACCAGCUGAAGAUUAUCGACGACUACAUCCGGGCUUUUGCGCCACAGCUCGACAAAUUCACUUUCGCCUGGCUCGGUGGUAAGGGUCCCUGCCCGAUUGCCUUGUCGGAGGAUCCCCUUUUCGCUCCCCCACGUAGCAGCAAGAAGCUCUUCAACGAGGUCACCAGCCCCAUGUCUCCUCUGCCGCCGCGGCCGUCCCGUAAGCCGGUGGUCAUGUCUCGUCUCCGGUUCAUGUCGAUGCGGAACGUGUCCAUGAAGGCCUCCCAACUCCGCAGUCUCGUCGCGAGUCACAAACAGACAGUGCGCGAGUUCGACUUCGACGACAUGCAGCUCAUUGGCGGGAGCUCGGACGAGGCGCUCGCUCCGUUGACGGAGGGUGAGAGCAACGAUGCCGUGUGGUCUCGCCGGUCAAUGACCUCUAAUAACAGUCGACCUACCACACCACGCUCGAAUUCCUACAGAUCCGCAGUGGCGAGUGCUGUUGGAGAUGAGCAGCUCCCGAUCUCGUCGCCCGCGGCUACGGCGGCGAGCAGGGAGCUGUUCGAAGUUGAUCUGGAGGGUAUGAUGUUUGGCGGCGUGAACGACGUCGAGACUUUCGAGGCAGACGUCGAGGAGUGGGCACGCGGAGUUACCGCCGCCGCCGCUCAACAGGGCUCGCGACCCAGUUCUUCCGGAGCGAAGACACAGCACAGUGGCUUGGAAUCCGAUAUCGAAGCGGCAAAACAAGCCAGCGAAACGUUCACCACCAAGUUAAAGAAGCGUCGUAUCGUUAAGAAACCGCGGAAGUACGAAGAAGAAGAAACGGUUGAAGACAGAGCUAGCCCUAAAAGCGGGGAGAGAAGGAGCGAAUGCCGCAGCGUCCUCCGGCGGCACCACAGCCACGACAGCAGCAGCAACAGGAGUCACCACAAGCACUCUCGCAGUGAUGACACGAGUGACCGGCCUUCAACCAGUGACUCACACCGGCGACACCGCCGCCUUCGCCGGCACCACUCGGCGGAGACUUACGACCUACCGUUCAUGCCCGAAGUCAUCGGCACGGACGACGAGACUUGCCUGCAGCCGCAAACGCCGCGGCCAAAGAUGGACAUCAGCGUGCCCAUCCUGAACCCGGAUCCGCUUCCCGUGAUGUUGCAGCCAACAGUAUACGACCCGUCGGCCAAGUGCGGGCCGUUCAUGAGAACCCCUCAUGCGUCGCCUUCGUCGUCAGACAAUGAUGGUCUCUCCUCGGCCCAGCGGUCCAUCGAAGCGGACCUCCUUGCCGAAGCGGAAGAGGCCGCGGCUCGCUCCUCGGCGCUCAAGCGAGCCAAGGAAGCGGUCAUCACUAAGCUCACACGUGAGUUUUCCAAGCGGAAAGCCGACGGAAGCAAUGUGCGCAACAAGGAAUCCGCGGCCGUCCUCGCGGGGAUAUCGGCGCUCAACCUCAGCAUGAACCUGCCUGCGCACCAUCACAACCACAGCGGGCUGACGUGCGCAUCCUCGUCGAGCGUUAGCAACCGUCUUCGCGAGGGCCUGUUUGGGCGUAGUUUGGCCAAUGUGUCGUCUAUCGCGCCAGACAAUCGCAGCCUGGAGAGCCAGACCGCGUUAGUGCCGCUAAUUUUCAGUCGGUCCUAGGGGCCGACGCCAGGCUUACUGGGAGGUACGGCGUUUCGGUGUUUCGGCGAGUCAGCCGAGUGGAAAAGAGGACUACCAAGGACGGGACGGU
Chaetomium strumarium is the source of this 2782-nucleotide messenger RNA. RefSeq lists its product as uncharacterized. The coding region runs from base 325 to 2691 and encodes 788 amino acids. The transcript has a single exon. NCBI's taxonomy places the organism in Eukaryota, Fungi, Ascomycota, Sordariomycetes, Sordariales, Chaetomiaceae. The record is from RefSeq and is a predicted model, not a curated record.